Fusarium venenatum is the source of this 519-nucleotide messenger RNA. RefSeq lists its product as uncharacterized. NCBI's taxonomy places the organism in Eukaryota, Fungi, Ascomycota, Sordariomycetes, Hypocreales, Nectriaceae. The record is from RefSeq and is a predicted model, not a curated record.
AUGAGCGCUAUCGCAUCGUACAGCUUUGGAAACUUUGCCUGGCUUGGAACCCAGGCACUGCCUCUUAUCCUCUGGCCUUCCUUUGUUGGAUCGCUUCUCCGAUCUGAGAGUGAUCCGUCUUCUCCUCUCGAGACCUACUUUGGUCGAUCGCUCGGUCUAGCCCUUCUUGCGCUGGGCCUUAUGGUGGUUGUCCUUUCAGGCGCUCUCCCUCUCGAUACUACUUCAAAGGAAGCUCCCGAUGGCGCACCCUCUCCCUAUGCCUCCGCCGCUGUCCUCGUAUCCACCAUUCACCACGUCUCGAGCGCAUUCUACUGCUAUGGUCGCUACGCCUGGACCGGCGAGACGGGUUUUCUACUUGGCUGCGCAGGAAGCACAAUCUUUGCGACUUUUGGAAUAUACUGCGCUUUGUUUGCUGGCGACAAAGCUAUGACGAGCCGGUAUCACAAGUUUGACCAGAGCACAAGCGGAUUCCCGUUCAAGAACUCACAGUCAUAUCGGGCCAAGAAGAAGGCUCUGUAG